Messenger RNA from Cherax quadricarinatus, 553 nucleotides. The record is from RefSeq and is a predicted model, not a curated record. Lineage: Eukaryota; Metazoa; Arthropoda; Malacostraca; Decapoda; Parastacidae.
AUGGAGCAGAAAAUAAUAGUGAUAUACAGUACUUCAUUGUUUAAUAUUUUCAAGGUACCUCUGAACUCUUGGUGGCGCUUUUCACUAAGAGAACGUAUAAAUCUUCAAGACCUUGUGGCUGAUCCUUCUCCUCCAAACCCAUCAUCAGAGCACAUCCCUCCACCACCAACCCCAACUCAGCAAGAUGCAAACCACAUAAUUGAUGCAAAUAGUUUAGACAUGGUAGUCUCUAUUUUAUGGAAGGGUGAAAGAGGUGGACGGGAAAUAUGGGGACAACAUAGCAUUUAUCUGAAAAAUCUUGGAGAUGGUGUGAGCAUACCUAGCUCACCUCUGUGUCAAGCUGGAGAAGAGGAGAAACCCCCUAUAAGAAUCAUUCCAGAAACUUCCCUACAACCAUUGCAAUCCCCUCUUCCUCAAGCUUCCAAGCUAAAACACUUAGUCAAGAUCUCUGCUCAGUUUCCUAAAUGCUUGGAACAUGAUUUUAUUUCUAAUAGGUAAGUAAAUGAUAUCUUUUACAUUUACACCCUUAAAUGUACCAUAGGUUCUGUCUCCU